AUGUUCGUCGUUUCAAAAAAAUUGGCAUGUCUUCGUCUGACAUUCAUUCGUACGGUGACUACCGAUGUUCUUCGAAUUGGAUCUGUCACACGUCCAGUAACUCCAUCAAAUGAUAAGAAUCAAUCACUUAUUCCUAUAUUUUACUAUGAAAAAAAUCUUUUUCCACCAUCAUUUAUUCGUCAUCUUGAAUGGUUAAUGAAAAAAGAUAAACUUGGACAAGACGCUUUAUUUGUUGGUCCACCUGGUCCAACUCGUCGUCAUCUUAUUCUUGCUUAUCUUGAAUUAACUCGUAAACCAUAUCAAUAUUUACAAUUAACUCGUGAUACAACUGAUUCUGAUAUAAAACAACGACGAGAAAUUCAAAAUAAAACAGCUUUAUUUAUAAAUCAAGCAGCUGUUAAUGCUGCCAUACAUGGUCAUACGCUUGUUUUAGAUGGUUUAGAAAAAACUGAACGAAAUGUUUUACCUAUAUUAAAUAAUUUACUUGAAAAUCGUGAAAUGAAUUUAGAUAAUGGACAAUUUUUAGUAUCAACACAACGUUUUGAUGAAUUACUAAAAUUCUAUACGAAAGAACAACUUGAUCAAUUGAAUUUUAUUCGUGUUCAUGAAGAUUUUCGUGUUAUUGCUUUAACAUUACCACCAUUACCAGACUAUAAAGGACAUAGUCUUGAUCCACCAUUACGAUCUCGCUUUCAAUUACGUGAUAUUGGUAAUGUACCAUUAACAUUUACUGAACAUACAAAUCUUCUUAGAACACUUCAUCCUAAUGUUGAUGGUCUUUUCAUUGAAAAUUUACUUUCAUUAGCAUCAUUAAUUAAUUCAAUAGAUUUAGAAGCUGUUAAAUUAAUACAUUUUCCAUUUGAUCGUCUUAAUCUUUCUGUUCGUUUAGCUGAAUUAGUUCCAAAUAUAAAUCUUGCUGAUUGUCUUCAUCGUAUUUAUCCAUAUGAUAUUCUUUAUAAAAAUUCAAAAGAAUCAAAACAAACUAUUCAACAUAUAUUUAAAAAAUUAGCUAUUCAACAACAACUAGAAAAAUCAUCAAAGAAAAUUCUUAAUAUCAAUCGACAAGAAACAAAAGCUAUCGUCGAUUAUGAAAUGAAUGGCAAAAAAUAUAAAAUAACGGUAUUGUAUUUAUCAAUUGUACCAGCUCAUGAUACAUCAUUGCCAAUUACUCCACCAACAUUCAUUAGUACUUCUUAUCAUGAUCAACUUCUUUCUGAUUUAAUGUUAAGUCAUUCUAUUGGAGAUAUAUGUUUAAUUGGUCCAAAAGGUUGUGGAAAAAGUUUAAUUAUUGAUCAAUUUGCUUCAUUACUUAAUUAUCCAAUUGAAUAUUUUGUACUUUAUAAAGAUUUAUCAGCACGUGAAUUAUUACAACAACGUAUUACUAAUGAAAAUGGUGAUACUUUAUGGCAAAAUACUCCAUUAGUACAAGCAGCUAUUCAUGGUCGAUUACUUGUACUCGACGGUAUACAUCGUUUAAAUAAUGAUACAUUAGUUUCAUUACAAAGACUUAUUCAUGAUCGUGAACUUUUUUUACCUGAUGGAACUCGUCUUCUUCGUCAUGAUCGAUAUGAUCAUUUAGAAAAUCCAUCAAAAAAUCUUCGUCGAAUUCAUCCAUCAUUUCGUAUAAUUGCUCUUGCUGAACCGCCAUCUGGUAGUAAUAUUGGAUCUAGUGAAAGUUCUUCAAAAAUAUCUUCAAGUGAACAAAAUUGGUUAAAUGCUGAAACAUUAAAUUUAUUUUUAUAUCAUCAAAUGCGUUCAUUAAAUUUAACUGAAGAACGUCAAAUUGUUUAUUCAUAUUUAUCUUCAUCGAAUAAAUCAAUUCCAGCUAUUGAACAUCUUCUUCAAUUUGUUCAUGAAUUAAGAAAUUCUACUGAAACACAAUUAAAAACUGUUGCACAAUCAUUAUCAACACGUAAUGUUUUACGUAUUGCUAAACAUUUAAAACAAAAUACAACGAAUUAUCAUAUUCAAUUACGUGAUCAAUUAAUUCGACAAACAUCUGCACCAUUUCUUCCAAGACUUGUUCAAGAUGCUUUUUAUGAAGCAUUAAACAAAUCCGGUCUAGAAGUAAAUGAACAGACAAUAAUGUCAAAGAUCAAUUGGAAAGACUCAACUAUGAAUAAUAGUGAUUCAUUAAAAUCAUCAUUUGAACAUGCAGCAAAAGUUCCUUUUACAAUUUUUUAUGAAAAUCCAAUUCAUAGUGAAAUUAUUCAACAAAUGCAUGAAUCAUUUUUAUUAGGUGAACAUUUAUUAUUAAUUGGACCUCAAGGAGUAGCAAAAAAUCGUAUUGUUGAUCAUUAUCUUCAAACAUUAAAAUUACCUCGUGAAUACAUUCAACUUCAUCGUGAUACAACUGUCCAAAGUUUAACAAUUCAAGCGAAUAUAAUUAAUGGUCGAAUUGUAUAUGAAGAUAGUCCAUUAAUAAAAGCAAUCAAAGAAGGUUCAGUUGCAGUUAUUGAUGAAGCUGAUAAAGCUCCAACAAAUGUUACGGGUAUUUUAAAAUCAUUGAUUGAAAGUGGUUCAAUGUUUUUAACUGAUGGAAGACAUGUUUAUCCAAAAGAAACAGGAAAUAUAACAACAAUACCAUCGAAUAUGAUUAUUCGAACACAUCCAAAUUUUCGAAUGAUUGUUUUAGCUAAUAGACCUGGAUUUCCAUUUCUUGGAAAUGAUUUUUUCUUAAGUUUAGGUGAUCAUUUUUCAACAUUUCCAAUUCUUAAUCCUCCUCGUGAAAGUGAAAUAAUACUUUUACAAAAUUUUGGUCCAAAUAUUGAACGUAAAAAACUUGAACAAUUAGUUGAUGUAUUUACUGAAUUACGACAAUUAUCAAUCGAUGGUAUUAUUUCAUAUCCAUAUAGUCUACGUGAACUUGUUUCAAUUGUUAAACAUUUAAAUAUGUUUCCGAAUGAUUCAUUAGCUGAUGUUAUUCGUAAUGUAUUUGAUUUAGAUAAUUAUAAUACAGAUGUUAUGGAUCGUCUACGAACAAUUCUUCAUCGUUAUGGAAUACCAUUUCAUAUUGAAAAUCGAACAGUAAAUUUAGCUAUAAGUCAUCCAUUAAAACUUAUUCCGAAACAAGAAACAUGGCAAAUUAUGAUGACUGAUGGUGGAAAUAUUGAACAAUCAUCAUCGAUCAUUUUAAAUGAAAACUCAAAUAAACAAUCAAUGAAAAUUAUUCAAUCAAUUAACCGAACUGAUUUAAGAACACAAAAUUUUUCUGAAUUAAUUUAUAAAUAUCGUUUACCGUUAGAUGAAACAACUUAUGUACAUGAUCUUAAUGUUUUAAAUGAAAAUAAAUCUGUACUUAUAUUAACUGGUAAUCCACUUUCAUUAUGGAUAUUUAAAUUAGGUGAAAAUCAAGCAAAAAAAAUUGAUUUACAUUCGAUAUUUACUGAUAAUACAAAUCAAUUUACUACACCAAACUAUCAAUUAAAUGUGAUUCCUGGAAAUGAAAAACAAGUGGUUGUUGGUGAUUUAACAAGUCAAUCAUGGACAUUAGUUAAUAUAGAUAAUGGUCAAAAUUCUCUUAUUCAAUCAACGAUUUCAUCAUCUUCUCCAUUAACACAAACAAUAACUCGUAAAUUUAAUGAAAUGCUUUCUCAACGAAAUACAUCUACAUCACGAUCCGUAUACAAUUCAACGAAUGGUCAACUUCUUCAAUAUAUUCUUAAUCAUAAUUCAAUUCAUAUUAUUGAUUUUAUUAAGAAUAUAUCUCAACAAAUUAAACUUCCAUUUUCAGUUCGUCAUGUUAUUCCAUUUGGUGAUCAAUGGUUACUUACUGAUUACGUUCAACAAUCUUCAUCUUCAUAUCUUUUCAAUAUAAAUAAUGAACAAAAACCAAAUAUAUCAAUGAUUCAACAUAAUCUUGAUACAAUUGGUUUAGCUAGUAGUGGUGGAUAUUUUAAUGAUAAUUCAUUAUGGUUUUCAAGUUCAAAUGAUUAUUUAGCAAAAAUAAUUUCAAAUACAAAUAAUCAUUUUAUUGUUGAAAGAUUUAGAAGAACGAAAACCAUAUCAUCUGGUGAUGUACCACCACAAGAAAUGUAUGAAAAACGACGAUUACAAACAUUUAUUAAUAAACAACAUUCAUUAAUUGCUUCAUUUUAUGCUAAAAAUGAAAUUGAUAACAAAUUUACAAUAAAAAAUAAUAUGCCUGAUUCAUCAAUUCUUACUUAUAUUGAAUUAAUCGAUUUAAAAAAUCAUUUAAUAACUUAUAUUCCAAUUCAACGUCCACAACAACAAAAUACUCGUUCAUCAGCAUCUCAUCAUGAAUGGCAUAUGUUAAUUAAAUCUGGUUCAGGUGUUAUUGCUGCUCAAUAUAAUGAUGGUUCAUUAAUAACAAUUGAUGCUCAUGCUAACAUUCAUCAGUGGGAAAUCAUACCAAGUCAUUUACAAAUAUCAUUAGAUGCUUGGCAUAAACAUACAAGUCAAUCAGGACAACAUAGUCUUGAUAUUGAAUAUUUAAAAGGUGGAAAAACUGAUUUAAGUGGACCUAAACAUGGAAAAGUUGAUCCAGAAAAUAAUCCACAUGUCGGUGGAAAUCAAUGGGCUGGUGGUAGUGGUGGUCGAGAUACUGCAGGUCUUGGUGGUAUCGGAGGGCCAUAUCGUCUAGAUAGUGGUCAUCAAGUUUAUCAAGUUCCUGAUGAUGUAAAAGCUGCAGUACCUGAACAUAUUAGAAAAGCAGCAAGAGAAUUAGGUCAAAAAGUUUUUAAAGAACGUUUAAAAGAAAUUGAAAUGUCUGAAUAUGAACAUGAAGUUUAUGAAAAAUAUUUAAAUAAAAUUUCAAGUGAAAUUAAAAUGCUUCGUUCAAUUAUUGAAUCAUUAGAAGCAAAAUCACACGAUCGUCAAUGGGUGCGUCAUCGUACAACGGGCGAUUGGGAUGAAAGAAAAUUAAUUGAGGGUAUUAUUGGUGAAAAAUCUAUAUAUAAAUAUCGUGCUGAUGUUCCACCUGAACCUGGUAGUCCUCAAACAAAAGCUAAACGUCUUCGUUUAGUUGUUGAUUUAUCUGCAUCAAUGUAUCGUUUUAAUGGUGUUGAUAAUCGUUUAGAACGUCAAUGUGAAUGUGUAUUAAUGUUUCUUGAAUCAUUAGCUGGCUUUGAACAUAAAUUUGUUUAUGAUAUUGUUGGUCAUUCAGGUGAUGAACAUUCAAUUGAACUUGUACGGAAAAAUCAACCACCAAAAAAUAAUAAGGAACGUUUAAAAUUAUUAAAACUUAUGUAUACACAUACAAUGUUUUGUAGUUCUGGUGAUAAUACAUUAUCUGCUUUGAAAACAGCUAUUGAUGCAUUACAAGCAGAACCAGAUGAUACAGUUGAUGAACGUUUUGUUAUUGUUAUAUCAGAUGCUAAUUUUGAACGAUAUGGUUUAUCACCAAAAGUCUUUGGAAAAAUGUUACAAUCAAAUGAGAAUGUUCAAUGUUUUGCAAUGUUUAUUGGAUCAUUAGGACAACAAGCAACACAUUUACAACAGAAUUUACCAUCAGGAAAAGGUUUUGUUUGUUUGGAAACAAGUCAAAUACCGAAAGUCCUAAAGACUAUCUUUACUUCUGAUGUUUUGCAUUAA
Rotaria sp. Silwood2 is the source of this 5553-nucleotide messenger RNA. The record is from the annotation of a GenBank genome assembly. Lineage: Eukaryota; Metazoa; Rotifera; Eurotatoria; Philodinida; Philodinidae.